AGAUCGGAUCAGAUGAUCACACACCGUUUGAAAAACCGCGGGAAACGGACGACACGCACUUUCUCCUGCUUCGUUUAAACUUUCAACUCACAUAAGAAACACUGACUUGCCAACAUCACUCUUGAUCAUCAUCGCCAUGAAGAAUAAUAGCAUUUUGAAAUACUCUGAGAAAAAGCAGCCUGGGAGUAACACUGGAGAUAGAAGGGAGUCACAAACUGCUGACAAUACUCAGGAAAGAACAAACCGUUUCUGUAAGGAGGAAGUGGAAGAGGGACAAUCAAAAAGUCAUCUGCAGCAGCGUGCUGAAGGGCAAAGCCACACUUUUAAUUUCCGCUACAAAUAUGAGAAACAUGCAGUGGCGUGUGAUACAUCCAAGACUGUGCUCGAUGCUCUUAAUACAAACAAGAUUUUCAGAAAGAUUAAAAAAGACAACAAGGAGAAAGAAAUAGUGAUCCAGAGAUCCAAAGGAGCAGUUCCUAGAGCGGCUGUCAAGACCGAUUUCCCCUGCUGUCUUAUUGAAAGACAUGAGCUCUUAGACGUAUCCUUCAUUAAAAAUCAUGGAAAUGUUGCUACAAAGAAAAAAACAACUGGAAGGCUUUCAUUCUCCAAUGAAUCAAAAAGCUUAGUGAUCUUUUACAUUAAAACAAAAGGAGGGAAGAAAGUGACACGCUUAAUGAAAAACAAUGAGCUAAAGAAGAAGGUUGAAGAUGUUUGUGUGUACGCGUUCAAAGAAGACAAACUGAAUGCUGCUCUUCGGCGUGACGGACGAUUCAUCAAUGCCAUAUUCAAGAAACAGUGUGCACUCUAUAACUUGGAGAGCGAGACAAAAUAUGAAAUGUCAAAGACCGUAGAGCAUCUGGAUGGAAAUCAUUUUGAGAUCAUUGUUAUCAGUGACAAAAACCAGCCAGAUAGCCAAGAUUUUGCCUUGAGUGAUGACAGCACUGAAAUUAAUGAAGCUUCAGCCGCUGAUUUGAAAGAAAUUGUUGAUCAUAAUGAACAUCCCAUCAACACUGAACAAGAAGAAACACAGAAGAGAAACACAAUGAAAUCCACAAAUCCUGCAACUAAUUCUCCUGAAAUAAUUCCACACUCGGAAGAGAUUCUAGCAAUUCUUCGUGCUCAGUUUAAAGAUUUACUGGAGACAUUAAAGCAGAGAGAGAACCUGAGGAACAAAUCUGAUAUCCAAAAGUUCUUUAGAGCAGAAUAUGAUAAAAGUGUUCAGAGUUUCUCUGAGGUGUAUAAAAUAAAGCAGCUCAUGAGACUCUCUGACUCUGUGUGUCAAAUUCGAGUGGAGGGAUCCGCCAGAGGAACUGGCUUCUUACUCUUUGGGCGAUUUGUUCUAACUAAUGCACAUGUUGUUAAGGAAGUUCUUGAGUCUCCAGACAAGCUUUCUUCUACAAGGAAAUUAGAAGCUGCAUUUGAUUUUGAACGUCUGGACUCAAAGGUGAAGCUGGUGCCAGUCAAGAAACAGCUUGCUGCUUACUGUUACAUAACAGAUGCCAAUAAAUGCCGUCUUGACUUUGCUCUUCUUGAACUGGAUGCUGUUGAUGAAAUCAAAGGCCGUCCUGAGUUGCUCAGCUAUUACAGUCCUGGCCCCCCUCCUAAAAGUGGUGAGAUGUGCAUUGUGGGACAUCCAGAUGGUGGGAUUAAGAAAACGGACCCCUGCUUCAUCAUUGAGAGAGAAAAUCUACAAGAGGCUGCCGAUAAACACAUCUCUGAGAAUGUCAAUUUCAUACAUGUGAUGACACAGAAGAGUGUUGAAGAUAAAUGGGAUGUUUAUGAAAACCAGAUUAAUUAUAACUCUUGUUUCUUUCAUGGAUCUUCUGGCUCUCCAGUUUUUGAUGAACACUGCUAUCUGAUUGGCGUGCACACCGGUGGAUAUGUGUACCCAGGAGAAAAGGGUAGAACUAGAAGCAUUGUGGAAUACACCUAUUCCAUGCAGCCCAUCCUUGAUAUGAUCAGAGGACAGGCUAAGAUAAAAGGUUUGCAUGAGGUAGUCAAUACCUUAGAAGCCUACAGAAAUAAAAGCAAUGAGUCUGGGACUGCAGAGCAGGAGAAUCAGACCGACUGCGAGAUGGAAGAUACUGAUUGAAGUCCACACAUCUAUGCUGACAUUUCUUUGGGUGACGACUGCAA
Messenger RNA from Sinocyclocheilus rhinocerous, 2136 nucleotides. RefSeq names its product protein FAM111A-like. Lineage: Eukaryota; Metazoa; Chordata; Actinopteri; Cypriniformes; Cyprinidae. The transcript has 5 exons. Gene Ontology annotation, cellular component: chromatin; nucleus. Gene Ontology annotation, biological process: DNA replication. The record is from RefSeq and is a predicted model, not a curated record. Bases 137 to 2092 code for a protein of 651 amino acids.